GUACAUAUAUGUACAUAUGUCCUCCUGCACGGCAAAUAUCCACACACAUGCAGUCAGUUGAAAAACGCCGUGACAAUUAAUCUGCAUUUUGAGCAGAUUCCGCGCCACAGAUUUGCGCCUCGGCCCUUGGCCUCCUGUUCUCGUUCAUUUGUCUUUCGCUCGGUGGCCAUUUAAAAAAACAUAAGUAAGAAUAGCGCAGACUCUAACCGCUACACCAUCCUCUUCACCACCCUCACAAGAUGAGGCUCUCUACAUUCUCCGCUUUAUUCGCUAGCGUACCUCUGGCCGCCGGCGCUUUUAUGGGCAUGGGGGGCGAAGACCAGAGCCCUUACUGCGCCCGGGCCUGUCGCAGCGUCCUGGGAACAGCGAACUUGACCUGCUCACAUAUGAUGGACAUGGGAGACCAUGCGAUGAUGAUGACGAUGCCUAAAUGCCGUGCAGACGACGACGCCUGGCUGACGUCUCUGGCCUAUUGCUUCGACAACAAAUGCGCCGGCAGAGUUCCACUCUGGCAGCUCGAACAGGUGUGGACCGAGACAGCAACGGGUGCCCCGGGUGUUUCCGCAAAGUGGAGUUACCAAGAAGCCCGCAGCCAGGUCGACGGAGUGCCGCAUAUGGCGUGGAGGGCUGGCCUUACGCUAAAUCAUACUAUGGCCGUCCCGGAGGCUCUGUGGACCACGUGGAACCACUUCAUGCCUGUUAUGGAUCAAAAUAGCGUCCACAUGUUCAGAUACUCCGUGGUGCUGCUCAUCGUCGGCUUUGCUACCCCCAUCGCAAUGACGGUGCUCCCCAAGCUGCCCAUCCUCUCUUCGCUCGCGGCCAGACUCAGGCCCUAUGCUGUAUGGCCUUCCAUGAUCGGCAGGAUCCACAGCCAGUCCCUGCCAUGGCAGUUAGGUAACCCGCCUACGAUCGGACAAGGCCUGUACAUUGCCGGCUUCGUGAUACUCAACAUCAUCCUUUCGUGCGUGAACUACUCAACACAGUGGCCACUUAUCCAUCCUUGGGCCUACAAUAAGCGGGGAGAGAUACUGGCCUACGCUGGUUAUCGAACGGGAGAGUUUGCCUUUGCGCUCCUGCCGUUGACUAUCCUUUUCGCUGGUCGGAACAAUAUCCUGUUGUGGCUUACCAAUUGGCCCCACUCGACCUACCUUCUUCUGCACCGUUGGGUAGCCCGUCUUUUCGCUCUGCAUACUAUCUUGCACUCUAUCUUCCUUCUCGCAGCUCGAAUCCAGACUGGCACGUACGCAAAAGACUUGACGCUACCGUAUUGGCAAUGGGGAAUAGUAGGCACAGUCUUUGUCUCCGUCAUGCUCAUUUGGAGCAUUCUCUGGAUGCGUAGCUUUUCGUAUGAAGUCUUUCUCAUCGGUCAUAUCAUCAUGGCCGUCUUCACCAUUGUUGGAAGCUGGUAUCAUCUUGUCUUGCGCUUCGGAUACGGCGGCGAUCACGAGUACUGGCUGUAUGCGGCUGUCGCCGUGUGGGCGUCUGACCGCAUCCUUCGCGUUGUCCGAAUGGCCAGGAAUGGAGUACGUCACGCGACUGUGACAGACAUUGGCGCUAAUCACGUUAGGAUCGAAAUAUCUGGCAUUCGUUUCGGAGGCAAACCAGGCUACCAUGGAUAUGUUUAUUUUCCUACACUUAGCCCGAUGAAGCCUUGGGAGAAUCAUCCUUUCUCAAUCAAUUCGACGGCCUUGCUUCGUACCCUCCAAAGCCGGCAAACCAAUCGAGGAAACUCCUUGGCAGAGGAGGACUCAAGUAUGGACAAAUCUAAAGCUACAGUGAAAACUUCCCAUGCUUACAACGACAUUGCAAACACUGCUGGUCUCACAUUGUACGUCCGUAAAUCAACUGGUAUGACGCGACUUUUGCAACAACAUGCAAGCCUGCUUAGUCUUCUCGAUGGGCCGUACCCGAACAAUCCUCCUGCUGCCGUUCUCAACGUCGACAGGCUUCUUCUCAUUGGUGGCGGCAUCGGUAUUACUGGCCUGCUAGCAUUCAUCAACGCGCACGUUAAUGUCAAGAUUGCGUGGAGCGUGAAGCAAGCCGAUCAAGCUCUAGCCACCGAGUUGGACGGCGUUGUGCGUAGCGCCGUAGAUCACGAAGUGCGCAUCGGCGAACGUUUCGACUUACCCGCUCUCCUAAAGCAAGAGAUCGUAUCCGGAUAUAAAAAGAUCGGUGUGGUUGUCUGCGGACCGCCAGCCUUGUGCGACGAUGUACGCGCUCUCGUGUCCAGCUUGGGCCGCCAUGAGAAAGUCGAGUUCGAGUUAGAGGUGGAUGCUUUUGCUUGGUAAAAAAGGAGGAAAGGAAAGAAAAACGGAGGAGGAGGGGGUUAUUCCCAGAGAAAUUUUUUGUUCCAGGGCAUCGAAACGGCUCAAAACAUUGUUGUCCCCACCCCGACCGUUUGGUUCUACGAUGUCCGCAGGUGAAGAUAACGCCCUGAAUUCUUCCCCGUUUU
Molecule: messenger RNA, 2452 nt
Organism: Periconia digitata
Lineage: Eukaryota; Fungi; Ascomycota; Dothideomycetes; Pleosporales; Periconiaceae
Source: the annotation of a GenBank genome assembly